Messenger RNA from Ficedula albicollis (Collared flycatcher), 729 nucleotides. Its product is annotated as gastrokine-1-like. The coding region runs from base 4 to 729 and encodes 241 amino acids. Gene Ontology annotation, biological process: regulation of cell population proliferation. The record is from RefSeq and is a predicted model, not a curated record. NCBI's taxonomy places the organism in Eukaryota, Metazoa, Chordata, Aves, Passeriformes, Muscicapidae. The transcript is spliced from 6 exons.
ACCAUGAACAGAAAUGAGAUGCCCAGCUUUGAAAAUCUGGCCAAACUGGCUUCACAGAAUAGGAACCUGCUCGGCCUCGGAAGACCUAACAAAGGGAUCACCUUUGUCACCAAUGGAUUGGUCAACAACCUCACCCCUUACGGAAUAGACAUCACCGCAAUGUGCAGUGGACUCACCACCUACAUGGCUUACGAAGUUCACGGACCCCAAGUGAAUCUGGGAUCAUGCGUUACACUCGAUGUCCUGAGAGUCGUGGAUCUGAAGUACUGCACUGGCAAUGGACAGUCUCAGCAGACGAAUCACAACUGCCAUUUCUCUGGUGGGUGUAUUUACCAAAAUAUGACCGUCAGUAGUCAAACACACGUGGCAAUUUUCGAGCAAAGGAGCAACCAGUUCUCAUGGAAAACCAUCUGGGAUUAUAACACGGGCAUCAUUGCAACCAAAGUGGUGCAAGAGAGAACAUGCUACAUUUCCACCAUGAACAGAAAUGUGGUGCCCAGCUUUGAUGCUCUCGUCAUAUACGCUUCAGAGAACAGGAACCAGGUCGGUUUUGGAAGACCUACCAAGAAGAUCACCUUUGUCACCAGUGGAUUGGUCAACAACCUCAGGAAUUACGGAAUAGACAUCACCGCUAUGUGCAGUGGACUCACCACCUACAUGGCUUAUGAAGUCCACGGUGAGUGCAAGCAUGGGAAUUCUCAGUGCUAUGGCAAUUCUCUCUCUAAGUGA